Molecule: messenger RNA, 379 nt
Organism: Boleophthalmus pectinirostris (great blue-spotted mudskipper)
Lineage: Eukaryota; Metazoa; Chordata; Actinopteri; Gobiiformes; Gobiidae
Product: cystatin-A1-like
Exons: 3
Coding region: 77-379 (100 amino acids)
Cellular component (GO): cytosol
Molecular function (GO): cysteine-type endopeptidase inhibitor activity
Source: RefSeq, a predicted model, not a curated record
CUUAAAACAGCGUGCAGACGGAACACAGAUACAGUCCUGAUACUGCGAACAAAUCAGAGACACGGAGUCUAAGAAAAUGUCUGGAGGCAUCACCAAUCCCCGACCUGCAGACGCAGGAGUGCAGUCCAUCUGUCUCUCUAUGAAGAGUGCUGUGGAGAAGAACAGAGGAGAGAAUUUUGGGAUUUUUGAAGCUUUAUCCUACAAGACAAAAAGUGACGAUGGAACCACCUACUACAUCGAGGUCUUCACUGGGGGGGACAAAUAUCUGGAGGUGGAAGUGUUUGUGAAGUUCACCUUCGGCAGUGGAGCAGUCCUCACUAAAGUUUGUGAGAUCAUUAAGACAAAAGAGCCUGAGCUUCUAAAUAAUGCACCAACUUGA